This is a messenger RNA of Trichomycterus rosablanca, 1560 nucleotides long. It is a transcript of the gene hrh1, whose product is annotated as histamine receptor H1. Gene Ontology annotation, molecular function: neurotransmitter receptor activity; histamine receptor activity; G protein-coupled serotonin receptor activity. Lineage: Eukaryota; Metazoa; Chordata; Actinopteri; Siluriformes; Trichomycteridae. The record is from RefSeq and is a predicted model, not a curated record. Gene Ontology annotation, biological process: G protein-coupled receptor signaling pathway, coupled to cyclic nucleotide second messenger; positive regulation of vasoconstriction; chemical synaptic transmission. Bases 1 to 1560 code for a protein of 519 amino acids. Gene Ontology annotation, cellular component: plasma membrane; dendrite. The transcript has a single exon.
AUGGAGUCCAAGACGGGCGGCCUGGUCGACAGAACCCUGUGUGAGCGUGCCAACAUCAGCCUCGCCACGUACUUAAACACGUCCCUGUCGCUGCAGCAUCAUGUGAAUAAUGCCGUGCUGGGCAUCAUCCUGGGCACGCUGUGUCUUCUGACCGUCAUCAUGAACAUCCUGGUUCUUUUUGCUGUCAGAAAGGAACGCACCCUGCACACGGUGGGGAACCUGUACAUCGUGAGCCUUUCCCUGGCGGAUCUUAUCGUCGGUGCCACCGUGAUGCCGCUGAACCUGGUGUACCUGCUGGAGGACGAGUGGAAACUGGGUCGCGUGGUCUGCCAGUUCUGGUUGGUGAUGGAUUACGUGGCGAGCACGGCGUCUAUCUUCAGCCUGUUCAUCCUCUGCUUGGAUCGAUACCGCUCGGUUCGGCAGCCGCUGAGAUACCUGAAGUACCGGACGCGAGGGCGGGCGACGCUGAUGAUCUGCUGCGCGUGGCUGCUCUCCAUGACGUGGAUUGUUCCCAUCCUGGGCUGGCGCAUGUUCGCCAGGGUGGAUCAGAAGCCGGAGCUGGAGAGCAAGUGCGACACGGAUUUCCGCUUCGUCACGUGGUUCAAGGUCGUCACGGCGAUUCUCAAUUUUUACAUCCCGUCGUUCCUCAUGCUGUGGUUCUACGCGCAGAUUUUCAUCUCCGUGCGAGAGCAUUACAAGCAGUGGGAAAGCGUCACCAUCGCCAAGGUAGCGUUGGACGGCAACCUGCAGGACCUGGAGCAACCGAAAACGUUCUGCCAGUCCGCCCAGGAGGAGGACCUCACCCUGCAGGCGUUCUCACGGAAUGCCAACCUGCUGGAUCAGUACACUCUGGAGCAGCCUUGCAACUCGAAGGACACCAGCGAGGGAACACUAGACAACAAAUCCAAACAUCGCAGGACAUCGUUCUUCAAGAUCGCAAAGCACAUGAGGAAAACCUCACGAGAACCCAACGAGAUUUCCUCCAUAGGUCCUGACGACAGCGUGGACACGCCGUCGAAGCAGCCUUGCCAGAUUUUGCACCAUGAGGACAACCCCGACCUCAAGAUGUUCGUAUCCGUAAACGACUGUAACGUGCUCGUUCCAAACUCGGUGGCGAACAUCUGCGAGAUCGCUCCCAACGCGGACGUUCACCAGCACGCCACGGUUCUGAGCAACGACGACCCCAUCGCGCGGCCGAGGCAGUCCUGGGGACCCGACGAGGGUCCGACCAUGGACAACAGCAACACCCUGACGCUGCGGCAGACGUGGCAGAAGUUCUGCGAGCAGUCCCGACAGUGCGUCCAGAACAUGCGCGUCCAUAAAGAGCAGAAAGCCGCCCGGCAGCUCGGCUUUAUCAUCGGCGCGUUCAUGGUUUGCUGGAUCCCGUAUUUCAUCACGUUCAUGGUGAUGGCGCUGUGCAACACGUGCGUCCAUCACGACCUCCACAUGUUCACCAUUUGGUUGGGCUACAUCAACUCCACGCUCAACCCCUUCAUCUAUCCGCUCUGCAACGAGAACUUCAAAAGAGUCUUCAAGAAGAUUUUUCGCCUCCAGAAGUGA